Messenger RNA from Ceraceosorus guamensis, 2179 nucleotides. RefSeq names its product putative uracil permease. Gene Ontology annotation, biological process: transmembrane transport; nucleobase transport. Gene Ontology annotation, molecular function: nucleobase transmembrane transporter activity. The record is from RefSeq and is a predicted model, not a curated record. Gene Ontology annotation, cellular component: plasma membrane. Lineage: Eukaryota; Fungi; Basidiomycota; Exobasidiomycetes; Ceraceosorales; Ceraceosoraceae. The transcript has 2 exons. Bases 206 to 1939 code for a protein of 577 amino acids.
UUGGUCUGUCAGACUCAAAAUUGUACAUAAGGAGCUGCAAAUCAGAACCAUUGCCCUCUUCCUUCUAUUCUGCAUCGCAAACCACUCGCGCCCUCUUCACCAUCCACCUUACCCUUUGACCUCACCUCACCUCACCCUUUGACCUCACCUCACCUCACCUAACCCUCACGCUCCGCACUCAAUCUUCCUCAUUCCACCCUCAAAGAUGGGUCGUGUCACCCGCAGACUGCGCGUCCCUGACGCCCCUGAAGGCACUCGCUCUGAGCUGUUCCUGCUCAAUCAUGACCUGCAACCUGUCCCAAAGGAGAAGAGAGCAUGGUCUGCCCGCAACUUUGCCAUGUUCUGGAUCGCUGACAGCGUCAACAUCAACUCGAUGCAGAUUGCCAGUUCUGCCAUGGUCGCUGGCCUUACAUGGUGGGAAGCGCUCAUCGCUACCGCACUUGGCUACUCGAUCACUGCCUGCUUCAUCGUCAUGUCUGCCCGACUCGGGGCAGUGUAUCAUGUCCCCUUUCCCGUCAUUGUCAGAUCCUCCUUUGGUCUCUUUGGCGCCAUCUGGCCCGUCAUCAACCGUGCAGUCAUGGCGUGCGUCUGGCAAGGUGUUCAGGCAUGGAUCGGAGGUACUUGCAUGGGCGUCAUGAUGAGAGCCAUCAUUCCCGGCUACAACAACAUUCCCAACAAGCUCUCACCUUCCGUCGGCAUCGAGUCCAAGGACCUUCUCAGCUUCUGGCUCUUUGGUCUCAUCAACCUCCUAUGCGUUCUGCCUUCUCCACAAAAGUUGAGACACAUCUUCACCGUCAAGGCUGUCGUUGCACCCAUCGCCCUCGUCGCCUUCCUGGCGUGGACUUUGGCCGAUGCUGGCGGUCUUGGUCAAGUCAUUCGACAACCGGCAACCAUCUCGGGUAGCACGCGCGGCUGGGCCUUUGUCGGCGCCGUCUUUGCUUGCAUCUCCAACAAUGCCACGCUCAUCACCAACCAAGCAGACUUUGCGAGAUUGUCCAGCAAGAAAUCCGACACUGUUCUGCCCCAGCUGCUCACCAUGCCUCUUGGAUUCACCAUCACCUCGCUCUUUGGUGUGCUCAUCGCUGCGGGAGGCCAAGCGCUUACUGGCACCCUCUACUGGGACCCCAUCGGCUUACUCAAUGCUCGACUCGACCCAAACCCUUACGACUCCAAGACUAGAGCGGCGUGCUUCUUCCUCGGAGCUUCCUUUGUCAUCGUCCAAAUCGGUCUCAACGUCGCUGCCAACUCUUUGAGUGCAGGAUCGGACUUUACCGCCCUCUUGCCUCGCUACAUCAACAUUCGUCGUGGAAGCGUCAUUUGCUGGGCAGUCGGAAUGGCCUACUGCCCAUGGUUCAUCCUCUCAUCCAGCAGCUCAUUCACCACCUACCUAUCCGCCUACUCGCUCUUCCUCAGCAGCAUCAUCGGUGUGAUGAUGGCAGACUACUAUGUUCUCAGGCGAGGCUGGAUCGAUGUACCGGCCCUUUUCAGAGCGCACAAUGCGACGGGCGACGGCAAGUCUCAAUUCUACUACAAUUUCGGCUUCAACUGGCGAGCUUAUGCCGGUUACGUUGCAGGCAUUGCCAUGUCCGUGACGGGCUUUGCCGGUGUGCUCGGCGCCAACGUUUCGAUCGUCGCCGAGCGAAUCUACACGCUGGCGUUCCCCAUCGGAUUUCUCGUUUCCGGCAUCGUCUAUCUCGCGUGCAACCACUUCUCUCCCGUACCCGAAACGGUCAACCUCAAGAGGGACCGCAAGACUUGGCUCGAACCUAGAGGACCUACGGGAUGGGAGGACUCGUACUGGACAGGAAGCGAACCGGCCGCUACUGCUGCCAUCGAUGAGGAGAAUCAGAGCUCGCAGAUCAGCUCAAAGGACGAAAAGACGAGCGCUGAGGGUGCGACGAUGACGAACAAACCUGCUGUUGCUACGGUAGACUACUAGAAUCGACCUGCGUUUCCAUUCGGCUCGUACACCUCUUUUUUCCCUUGCUCGAAAAGUGUUUCUUUCUGUCGUACCCUUUUCCCCUCACUCCCCCCACCCCCAUCGCCUUUACGAUCUUCAUGGGAUACGCUCUGUACAUCAUGACACUUGACCCCAAGAUUUGGCUCGCACAACAAAUGUCACACUUUACCGAUGCCGAGUCGCAGGGCAGUCCUCUCGAUGGCUGAUUGAUGUUUCACU